Messenger RNA from Poecilia latipinna (sailfin molly), 2835 nucleotides. It is a transcript of the gene tmlhe, whose product is annotated as trimethyllysine hydroxylase, epsilon. Lineage: Eukaryota; Metazoa; Chordata; Actinopteri; Cyprinodontiformes; Poeciliidae. Gene Ontology annotation, molecular function: trimethyllysine dioxygenase activity; iron ion binding. The transcript is spliced from 7 exons. The record is from RefSeq and is a predicted model, not a curated record. The coding region runs from base 598 to 1824 and encodes 408 amino acids. Gene Ontology annotation, biological process: carnitine biosynthetic process. Gene Ontology annotation, cellular component: mitochondrion.
AAGAAAAUUCUUCUUGAGGUUGAGUUGUGAAACUACAAAACAAAAAUUUUCAAGAGGAAAUCGCAGACACUGAUACUAAUCUGGUGUGAUAUUAACAUUUUGGACUGAUCCGGCCACCACUAACAUACAAUAGUUUUUUGGCCUAAGAAGUGGAAUUUCCUUGGACAUCACAAUGUUUACUUACUGUACAGUAGGUCAUAAUUCAGAUGUAACUGGGUAAAACAUAAAUCUCAGUGCUCAGUGUCGCCAUCAACAGUUUGUGAGGUUCUAAUUUGUGUUCGUAAAUGACUCCCUUUCUAAUAUGGCGACGACGUUGACGUAGUCACACAUCCCGGUUGCGCGAAAUACGCAUGCCUGAACUGAACAAACGUUUUUUUGUGUGUGUGUAUGUGAAAGAGACAAAUUUAAGUCCUGCAAGUGUCUAAUGAUUAAGUUUUUAUUGGGUUUUUACGUCACUCUGAGAUGUUUUAUGAUCUGAACGAUUUAUCUGCAAAGACGGGAAUAACCAGGCAGUUCAGUCUGUCUGGAAUCUGCAAGGCAGAGGAUUAACGGUGUUUUGCAGAUCUAUAGGCAUACUCGGUUGUGUUUUCAGCCGGCAUGUUCAGCGUGCUUCCCAGAGCAGCUGGCUCUGCCAUGAGGCAGUUCCAGCUGCCGUUUGCCCGCUCAGAACCCCGCACGUCGCUGCUGCAGGUCCGCUUUGCAGCUUCUGCGACCCUCCGCUUGCUGGAAGACUGCCUCGAGGUCAGCUACGAGGGGACGCCGAUGCGUUUCAACUACGUGUGGCUGCGGGACCACUGCCGCUCAGCGUCCUCUUACAACUCCGCGACCCACCAGAGGAGCCUGGACACCGGGAGCAUAGAGCUCACCCUGCGCCCUGAGAGCUCCGCGGUGGAAGACGGUCAGCUCGUCCUCACAUGGCCUGGUGGCCACGUGUCAAAGUUCAGCCUCGGUUGGUUGGCCGAGAACAGCCAUGAAGGAAGGAAGACGGUCAUGGAGCAGCCGCGCAUCUUGUGGAACGCUAACGUCUACCAAAACGCUCGCAUAUCAGCAGCCAAAUGGGACAAGUUCAUGAGCUCCGACAGCGAGCUGAAGAAGUUCCUUCAGAACUACCUUCUCUAUGGAAUUGCCUUUGUGGACGACGUUCCGGCGACGGUGGAAGCCACUGAGGAAGUCACCAGGAGAGUCAGUCUGAUCAGAGAGACUACUUAUGGGAGAAUGUGGAGUUUUACAUCCGAUUUUUCCAGAGGCGACACUGCCUACAGUCAGCUGGCCCUUGACCGUCACACUGACACGUCUUACUUUCAGGAGCCAUGUGGAAUCCAGGUGUUUCAUUGUCUCCGACAUGAGGGUACUGGAGGGAAGACGCUGCUGGUGGAUGGCUUCUACGCUGCGGAGAAGCUCCGCCAGCGCUCCCCCGAGAACUUCGAGCUGCUGUGCCGCGUCCCCAUCAGGCACGAGUACAUUGAAAACACAGAAAAUCACAGAAACCACAUGACCGGCAUUGGCCCCGUGCUCAACAUCUACCCUUGGAACAAUGAACUCUACAUGAUCCGAUAUAACAACUACGACCGGUCGGUGAUGAACACGAUGCCCCACGACACCAUCCAACGAUGGUACGUAGCACAUCGAGAGCUCACCACAGAGCUACGGUGGCCGGAGAACGAGCUGUGGGUGAAACUCACUCCAGGCAAAGUGAUUUUUAUUGACAACUGGAGGGUCUUGCAUGGGAGGGAAUCUUUCACCGGCUUGAGGCAGCUUUGUGGAUGUUAUCUGACCCGAGACGACGUCCUCAGUGCUGCACGCUGCUUUGGACUACAAGCCUAAACAUACAGAUUCUGUCAUUUCAGUGCCUUAAUUGUCUGACGUUGGACUCGGAGUCCCUUCAGUCCAGGAAGAUGUUCUGCUUUACUCAUAUAUAUUUUGUAAUAUUGCUUGUUUUUAAAGGUUUUUUUUUCUUUUAGAAUUGAGCAGAGCCGUGUGAGAAGCUCAAGGUUUGGGAUAUUGUCUUAGAACCUAAUCCUUAAGAUUCUCCGUUACCUGACUUGUGCUGUUCUAACUAACCUCUGAGGCCUUCACAAAACUUACAGAUUCACACUGAGAUUAAAUAAUAAAAAAACACACAGAUUGACUUUAGGUGUCCUCUGAAGGCUGAAGUGACUGUGCUGAAUUCUGUGUAUCAGUCAAUAUGAACAUUCUUCAUAUUUUUCCUAUUUCUGAAAGAACUUUAUUAAAUAAAAAAAGAACAAAUAAAAUGUAUUGUAGUAAUAUCAUAAAAUGUGGAGAAGUUGAAAGGAUAUAAAUAUUUUGUUCUUGAUUGAGCAGUAGUGAUUGACCACUACAGUGAACACAGUGAAUUUUUCGGCUUUCAGCCUCGGAUGGAUUAUAAAAUCCUCAGCUGCCUCUUCUUACCCAACGGUUUUAUAGGUUACAGUUUUACGAAUGUUGCAACCGACCAUUCGUUUACAGCGAAAGUGAAUGAAUGGCUCAACAAAGGCUGCUUUUCAGGUAACGUGAGGCUUUUAUUAAAGCUAAAGGUGUGUCGAAAAAUAGCUACUUCUUAAAAGCAUCCAGCAGUUACUUUAUAGGUCUCUGUUAAGGGAAACACAUUGCUCAUUUAUUUGCUGCCUUUACUCUUGCCAAAUCAGUAAUAAUUUAAUGUUCACUUGCUUUGACAUUGGCACAGGGCAGGAGACCUGUUAUUCAUUAAAUGUGCUGCUAAGCCAAAGAAGAAGUUAUUAAAAUAUAGUAGUUCGUUUCCUGGUGUAAAAUAAAUGUAUGCCUUUACGUAUGCAGAUUCGUACAUGGAUUCUAAUUAAACCAGACACUUUUCUGUCA